AUGAUGGGGCAAUACAAUCAAACAAGUGCCAAAGAAUUUGUGUUCCUGGGAUUCUCUAAAGAGAGAAGCACCAACCUAUUUCUCUUUGCAGUAUUCUUCUCCAUGUACCUUGUCACCCUGGCGGGCAACUUGCUCAUCAUCAUAGUAAUUCGUAUUGAUCCACGGCUCAGCACACCUAUGUAUUUCUUCUUGAGUAAUCUCUCUUUCCUGGACAUUUGUUAUACCACUAGUGUGGUUCCUCAGUUGCUAGCUCACUCCCUUACCAGUUACAAAACUAUCUCUUUUAAUUGUUGUAUGGCUCAGCUCUACAUCUCAUUGUCCCUGGGAGGCAUUGAGUUUAUUCUGUUAGCAGCUAUGGCUUAUGACAGAUAUGUUGCAGUCUGUCAUCCUUUGCAUUAUAUGACUAUAAUGAACAAGAGAGUGUGCAUCCAAAUAGCCACAAUGUGCUGGAUUGGUGGUUUCCUCAAUGCUUUGAUGCAGACUGCAUUCACCAUGCGCCUUCAUUUCUGCAGUUUUAGUACCAUCAACCAUUUUGCCUGUGAACUUCUUGCUGUUAUCAAGGUAGCCUGUUCAGAUACUUUUCUCAAUGAGAUUGUAAUUGUUGUGGCAGGAGUCUUUGUACUGCUUAUCCCAUGUGUUGUGGUGAUGCUAUCCUAUGUGUAUAUCAUCAAUACCAUUCUGCACAUCCACUCCUCAGAAGGCCGGCACCGAGCCUUCUCCACCUGCACUUCUCACAUGACUGUGGUCACUCUCUGCUAUGGCACAGCAAUCUUUGCUUACAUGAGCCCCAAAUCCAACACUUCACCCAAUCAGGACAAGAUGGUUUCUAUUUUUUAUGCAGUAGUGACUCCCAUGCUCAACCCUAUUAUAUACAGCCUAAGAAACAAGGAAGUAAAAGGUGCUCUGACCAAAGCGUUGGGGAAAGGUGUCCUUUGA
Heteronotia binoei (common prickly gecko) is the source of this 936-nucleotide messenger RNA. RefSeq names its product olfactory receptor-like protein OLF3. Bases 1 to 936 code for a protein of 311 amino acids. Gene Ontology annotation, cellular component: membrane. Lineage: Eukaryota; Metazoa; Chordata; Lepidosauria; Squamata; Gekkonidae. The transcript has a single exon. Gene Ontology annotation, molecular function: olfactory receptor activity; G protein-coupled receptor activity. The record is from RefSeq and is a predicted model, not a curated record. Gene Ontology annotation, biological process: G protein-coupled receptor signaling pathway.